Messenger RNA from Nelumbo nucifera (sacred lotus), 2853 nucleotides. The record is from RefSeq and is a predicted model, not a curated record. NCBI's taxonomy places the organism in Eukaryota, Viridiplantae, Streptophyta, Magnoliopsida, Proteales, Nelumbonaceae.
AGUCCGGAGUCCCAUUUUUGGCGGUUCGCUUGACAAUGCCGUUAGCCUGCGCCUCCUUCUGCUUAACUUUUGCAGUAUCUCCCAGGAAUGUAAGGCCUGGAGCAUUGGUUUGUUUGAAAGCAACAGCAGUGGAGUCUCAACGUUUCCUAUUGAAUUUGUCAGCAUCUUUUUCAUCCACCAUUAACAACAAGAAAGAUAUCAAGAAGAGGGGAUCGAUGGGUAUCUCUUCCAAUACUGAAAAAAGUGCUGUCAAGGAGAACACAGCGAGAAAUCAAGUAGUUGAAAUUCAGACUAUUAGGGAUGACCCAGCCAGACUUAAAGCAAUGACAGUACGAGAACUCAGAACAGUUAUGAGGAGUGCUGGAAUCCCUGCUAAAGGUUGCAAAAAUGAUCUUGUGUCAACCUUGAAGAAUUUCCUGACCAAUGAAAAUGAUGGUCAAAGUUCAGUUGUAAGAGAAGAACAUGGGACCUCAAUGAUCAAAUCAGUUUGUUCCGAAACUGUUUCAUCUAAACAGAAGCGUAAUAAUUCAUAUGAUGAAGAUCAAAAGCAAAAUGUGAACGCUGUUUCAGAGAUUUCUGGAAUUAAGAGAAGGGGAAAAGCACCUUCAGUUGGUACUGGUGUUGAAGUUAAAAAGAAAAGGGUAAUGACAAAACAAAAGUUAUCAGUCAAAGUUGAUGCUGUUGCCGGUAAGAAGCCUUCCCGAGCGAGCAGACAAUCUCUGCAGAUUUGUAAUGAAGAUGAUGGAACUAUUGAUAAAGUUGAUGUUUCCAUUAAUUCUAGUGAACCAUGGACUGUGCUUACACACAAGAAGCCACAACAAGGGUGGAUUCCAUAUAAUCCAAGAACCAUGAGGCCUCCUCCUCUUACUGAUGAUACAGAAUUUGUGAAGAUAUUAUCUUGGAAUGUUAAUGGCUUAAGAGCUUUACUCAAAUUGGAGGCCUUCUCUGCACUACAACUUGCACAGAAGGAGAACUUUGAUGUGUUAUGCUUACAAGAGACCAAACUUCAGGAGAAGGAUGUGGAGAAAGUCAGGCAAUGUCUCCUAGAUGGAUAUGAGAAUAGCUUCUGGACGUGCAGUGUCUCCAAGCUUGGGUACUCUGGUACUGCAAUUAUUUCUCGGAUAAAGCCACUUUCAGUGAGAUAUGGGCUAGGCAUCUCAGAUCAUGAUAGCGAAGGACGGCUUGUGACAGUGGAGUUUGAUAAAUUUUAUCUGAUAAGUGGAUAUGUUCCUAAUUCUGGGGAAGGUUUGAGAAGGCUGACUUACAGGGUUACGCAGUGGGAUCCCUCUCUUAGCAAUUACAUGAAAGAGCUAGAAAAGUCAAAGCCUGUCAUUUUGACCGGUGAUCUCAACUGUGCUCAUCAAGAGAUAGACAUUUUUAACCCAGCUUGUUAUGCAGCAAGAGUUUUUGGAGUUUCACUCUUCAAGGAAUUACAGAGGCCCAAAACAUAAGUUAUGAAGAUGAACUCAACAAUAUAGCACCCAAUUAACUUUCAGAUGGCAGUAAGAAGUGGAUUUAAAGAAGAUGGUUGGGCAGCUUACUCUAAGGAGAUACAUAAGUUUUUUUUUUGAUACAAAGGUGAUAAAUAAGUGAAACCCAUCAAAAAGAGAUAUAUUAAAUUAAAAUUCAAUAUGUUUGCAUGAUACUUACCUGAUAUGAUACCAGAUAUUGCAUGGAUGCUUCUAGAGUUAUUAGUAGCCAUUUCUUGGUGUAAUGUUAAAAGUCUAGGGUGACAAGCUUGAGAAUGUGGUUUUGAAUCUGACAACAGCCACUUUGUGCCCAAAGAAAAAUAAAGCCAAUGGUUAGGUCAUAUCCAGUCUGCCCCUCCAAAGACUCCAUAUAACUGGGACAAAUAUUGGAUACUUCCUGAGUAUUCUUUAUAGCAUGAACACUUACAAAGUUUGUGAAUGGGACAUCUUAGUGGAUAAUAUGAUUGACAUGUCAAAUUCAGAAGUAUACAUGGAUUUGUCCACUAUGCUAAAUCAGGCAAAGGUGGCUAUCUUGUUAUGUAAGGCCAGCUUACUGAAUUUCAUAUUUAAGAAAUAAUAAGUGUUCUUUGUGACACAGUCCUGAGACCAUCUUUUUUUUUUGUAUGGUUUCUUUUUAGUAAAUGAUGAUCUCGUUAUUUUUUUUAUUAGGAGGUAAGGCUUCAACAUCCCUUCUCAUAGGUUUCCAAUUUUCGCAUUAGUAAAAUAAGAGGUGGUGACCUCCCCGUUAGAAGUAAAUUUUGGUGGUCAAAAAAUAGAAUAUUUACCUGAACAAUUUAUAGAUGCUAGAAGUUAUACUCAAUUUAGCAAGAUGGAAGUAUUAAAAAGUGAUAUUUAGCUUAAAAACUAAAUAUAGAAGUGUGUUAUAACCAUAUUAAUAAGUCGAUCAUAGUAGGAGAUUCUGAAGUCGUGGUGAACUGGCUAAAAGAGGAUAACUCUGGGCUCUGGAAUUACAGCAAUGAAAAGAGGAAAUUUAAGUGGCUGACUAAAGACAUUGAAAUUCAAUGCACAUGGGUAAAGAGAAGUGCAAGCUCAUUGGCAGAUGGCCUAGCUAGGCAAGGGGUGAACAGAAACUCUAUUUUUUGGGCUGUGUUGUAAUUGCUUUACUUUUGGUGUUCACUGGUUGUAUUUGGGAGUUAAGAUUAUUUAGCUCCCUUUGUAAUUUUCAUAAUCUUAAUACAAUUCACUGUUAUUGAUCAAAUAAAUAAAUAAAUAAAUACAGAGUUGUAUUCUUGUUUCUUGUAUCUAUGUCUUGGCCUUUUAGAUCAAAUGAUGGUAACUAUGGUGCUUUUGCUUGAUUUUUCUAGAUAUUAUUCCUAAAUAUUAACCGCUCUUAACAUUCCGAUGCUUCGCAAUUAUAUUAUCA